AUGAAGCCAUCUACUGUCGUCUUGCUGACCCUUGCCUCUGGAGCUGUCGCAUUCCCAUGGCUCCAUGCAGACUUUGCGGACAACGCCAAGCGUGGACUGGAAGUCGUGAAGAAAGAUCCGGAGCUGGUCUCGCUUCUUCAAUCACUUUACCAGGAUCAACUACAGGAACGAGAUGAUUUCUUUGCUACUAUGGUCAGCUACACCGAAGUUUCCGAGGAUGAUUCCGACUCGACGCUGGAGAAGCGUGCCUCAACAAAUUGCUUGCCUCACACACUUCCCGACUUCCUGCCUUCGAACAUUACUGGCCUCAAGAAGUUUCCUGAGGCAGCGUAUCCAUAUCAGGAUCCUAAACCUUCGGACCAAAGAGGGCCGUGUCCGGGAAUGAACACUCUCGCAAACCAUGGCUACAUUCCUCGCAACGGCAUCACCACGGUAGCUCAGACUGUCAUCGCAGCAGCACGGGUGUUCAACAUGGGAGCUGCUCUGGGUACCGAGACUGGACUCUCUGGUCAUCUACGAUUCAAGGAAGGAGACGCGUCUGGAACCCGCUGCGACUUCUACCUCUGCAAUGGCGACAACCACAACUUGAAUGGCAGUGUCUUCCUCGAUCUACAAGACAAGGCCAAGACUUACGGAGGUGGUCAAUACAAUGUGAAAGCGUUAAUCCAUCACUCCGCUGCUCAGUACCAGAACUCCCGCAGCAAGAACCCAAACUUCUAUUUCCUGCCGCCUUCCGCUGCACUGACUAUCGGUGCCACCUACUUUCAAGCCGGCUUCUUCUCAAACGGCACUAUUGGCUUUGGCGGUGUGGCCAAUGAAGCUUCCAUCGCAUCUUUCGACGGUGCUUUCUUCAAUGACAAUGGUACUGUGUCCUACCAACCCGAGCAGAUUCCUCCCCAAGGAUGGUACAGGAGAGGCUUUCCCAUGUUCCUAUCUGAAGGCGUUGAUGGAAUCAUUACUAUGUACUCUGGCAUCGCCGAAAUCCUUGGAGAGCCAGAGCUGUUUGGUUUCAACACUGGUACGGCAGGUGACUUCAACGGCCAGAUGAGUCUCUCGUCCUACGGUGGCAGUGGCAACUAUGGUGGAACCACUGUUAAUGGAACCAUCUGCGCGCUGGAAGAAACACUCUAUGCCAACUUUGUCAACGAGUUCAACAGCGUCCUGUCCACAGCUGUCGGUGCCUUGGGUACUGUAACUUCAAUCUUCGGAAACUAUGGAUGCCCUGUUCCCAGUGGUGCUCCUGCAGCUCAAGCAGACACUACCGCCCCUGGAUAUCCCAAGCCCAGUCCGUGCACCUUGAACAGAAUGGAGAAUGGCCUUGAUCAGUGUUCGCCUGAUACCAACACCUACGACAGGUUCAACUCGAAGAGCGUACCCUUCUGUCUUAACUCGCCGAGCAAGGUUGCUGCAAGCUCAAACCCGUUGCCCGCGCCUGGCAACAUAUAG
Messenger RNA from Aureobasidium vineae, 1446 nucleotides. The record is from the annotation of a GenBank genome assembly. NCBI's taxonomy places the organism in Eukaryota, Fungi, Ascomycota, Dothideomycetes, Dothideales, Saccotheciaceae.